GCUUGGAAAGGAAAGUCAAGCCAAGCGGGGGGAGAGGCGACUUCCAAACAACCCGCCGCUUCCCCUGCUGACUCAAAAGAUUUGUUUACUGGCGGGAGGCGACUCCUGGGCAUCUUGGCCCUUAGUGGGAAGGCAGCCAUGGCCACUGAGGGGGUGCCAGCCUGCGAGGAAGAGGAGAAGGACGAGGAGAGGCGAGAAGCCGCCUUAAGGAAACUCAUCGUCCGCCUGAAGAACGUCCAGGAAGGGAAGCAGAUCGAGACCCUGGUGCAGAUCCUGCAGGACCUUCUCUCCCUCGCCUCCCUGCCAAGCGGUGGCAGGUUAUUCCGUGGCAAAAACAUCCACGUGCCUUUGCUCCUGGUUUUGGUCUCCUACAUGAGAGUGGCCAGUGUGCAACAGGUGGGCUGGUCUCUUCUUUGCAAACUUGUGGAAAUUUGCCCAGACAUUCUUCAGAAGUUAGCAGCUCCUCAAGGUGUUGGAAAAGAUUGGGAUGUGCUUGGUGUUCACCAGCACAUUCUUAAGAUGCUUAAGAUCCACAAUGCAAAUGUACUUCUUUCAACAGUUGGCCUCAAAACAUUAAAUCUGCUUCUUUCUUCAGAUGAAAUAACACUUCUUCUCUUGGAAGAAGGGACGGAUGUAUUUUUAUUGGUUUUUGAUGCUAUGGAUACAUUUUCUGAUAAUGAAGAGGUCCAGAAAUAUGGAUGUAAAGCUUUGCACAUGCUUCUGGAAAAAGUUCCAGAUGAGCAGCUGAUGGAAUUUGUUGAAGAUAAAGACCACAUGAUUAUACUAAAUGUGUUUAAAAAAUUCCCAGAGAAAGAGAACCUAGUCCUUCUUGCACUUUUAUCUCUACAUUUAUUAGCCGGGCCACCUAGCAAUGUGGAAGUUCUUAUGUCUGGAAAUGUACGGUGUUACAAUAUCAUAGUUGAAAUGAUGAAAACCUUCCCUAAGAGUGAGCCAAUUCAGGAAGUGAGCUGCUGCUUGUUGCACAAACUUACCAUGGAAAACUUCUUCAAUAUACUGGUAUUGAAUGAUGUACAUGAAGUCAUUGUGGAAGCUAUUGAAAAAUAUCCUGCAAAUGCAAAGCUACAGGCUGCAGGCCUCAGCUGCUUGGCUCUUCUCACAGAAACAAUAUUUUUAAAUAGAGAUUUGGAAGAAAACGAGGAAGAAGAGGAGGAGGAGGAAGAAGAAAAAAUAUGCUGGUUUAAAGCAUGCUACAAAGCAUUGAAAUUGCACCGGAAAAAUACAGAUGUACAGGAGGCUGCAUGUUGGGCUUUGAACAAUCUGUUUAUGUACCAACGUAAUCUUCACGAGAAGAUUGGAGACGAAGAGAAAAAGUUUCCAGUUCAUAGGGAAAUGAUGUUGGCCAUGUUGAUGCAUUCCUCUUCAAGGGAAGUGUUUCAGGCAGCUGCAAAUGCCUUGGCGACUCUACUGGAACAAAAUGUAAAUAUUAGAACAAUUCUGUUGGCGAAAGGAAUACACAUGAAUGUCCUGGACAUGAUGAAGAAACAUUCAAAUUCUUCCGAAGUUGCAGAAAGUGCAUGCAAAUUGUUGAAUCGUGCUUUUGAAGGAAGUUUUCUCCCUUUGGAUAUAAUGACAGUAACUGCAUCCAGAGUUGUGAAGGCAAUGAGGAAGCAUAAAACAUUGGCAUCUGUUCAGUUAGAGGCCCUUCAAGUUAUGUUACAUUUUAUGACUCCAGGAGCAUUGAAAAAAAUUAAGAACAACUCUUUGGGAGAUGCUGAUUUUGCGCUGACAAUGAAAGUGAUUAAAAACCAGUGUUUGUUAGAAGGGACCCACGCAUUGGUCCUUGAUGCUCUCAACACGUUCAUUAGCCAUCCUGGAAUUCAGAAGUGUGGAUUUCAGAUACUUUCAUCUGUGGUUGAGUGUUCAGGAGCCUUAGAAAUGUUGUCUCAGCAAGGGAUGACAGAUACUGUACUUCAUACACUACAGAUGUAUCCUGAUGAUCAAGAAAUACAGUGCUUAGGUUUAAGGCUCCUGGGAUCCUUGAUUACGAAAAAGACUUUGUGUAUCGCAACAAUACAUGUACUGGCUGUAAUCUUGGUUUCGACUUUACGACGCUUUAAGGAUGCUGUGGAAAUACAGGUGCAUGGAUUUCACACAAUUACGACAAUACUUGAUCUGUCACCUUGUUUUGCGAAGCUGUUAAUACAGGAGUCAUUUGAUACAGCCAUUUUUUAUCAGAUGUCCAUGUGUUUUACUGAACAAAGAGACCAGCAGUUUCAGAGUCUUUGUUGUAAAUGCUUUGCUAAAAUAGCUGAGAACGAUGAUUUAAAAAACCUGAUGUUGGAGAAAGCUUGUGCUGAAUAUAAUACCAUUAUGGUGGAAUGUUUGCUGUUGCUUGGAGCCGAUGUGAAUAAGAAGACAAAGGCAAACUCUUUAAUUUAUCAGGUUUGCGAGAAAGGCAGCAAUCCUAAAUUAGUAGAACUGCUGCUCAAUAGCGGCGCUCGAGAGCAGGAUGUCCGGAGUGCUCUGACAGUCAGCAUCAAGAAAGGAGACAGCCAGAUCAUUAGUUUGCUCCUGAAAAAGCUUAGCUUGGAUAUUGCCAACAGCAGCAUAUGCCUUGGAGGAUUUUGCAUUGGCAAAAUUGAACCUGCUUGGCUCAGCCCCUUAUUUCCAGAUAAACGAGCAUCCCUCAGGAAACAAACAAAUGCUGGUUCUGCAUUGGCCAGAAUGGUGCUGAGAUACCAAAGGACAAGCAGCUAUGAUGACCAGUCGAGAUCCAGCUCUGAUGUAAACACUUCUGAAGAUACAGUGGAGAAAAGUGAAGACUGGGCAUUCCUACCGGAUCCUUUAGUUGACAAUGUUUUUCGCCUGAGUGAUGAUAUAGAUAGCGAAGGGAGUGAAAGCUCAUAUCUUGUGAAGAGGAAAUCCAACUCGGUAGCAACUGCAGAUCUCCACAAGGACAUUGCUCUGCAGAAGUAUUCCCCUCCUCUUCAAAGGCAGUGGAACUCAAUUGGAGCUGGAUCACAGUAUGAACCGUUAAGGAAUCAGAGAAGAAAAACAAUGUCUUCAGAAGAAUCUAAUAAAGGUAUAUCGAAAUUCCAGCCAAAAGUAAAGCGCUCAGACAGUUCCUCUUCAUCCAUUUCUGACAAGGAAUAUAUAAAGUCACUAGACCUUUCAUCUAAUGAGCUGGAGAACAUCGAUGGUCUCAGUCAAAGUUCUUGCUUAACAACUCAUCUGGAACAUUUGGAGAAAUUGGAGCUUCAUCAAAAUGCCCUUUCAGGCAUCCCAGAACAACUGUGUGAGACAUUGAAGUGUUUGAGCUAUCUAGAUCUGCACAGUAAUCAGUUUACUACUUUUCCUCCAUACCUGUUGAAAAUGCCUUGUAUAGCACACCUUGAUGUUUCACGCAAUGACAUUGGUCCGUCAUUAAUUUUGGAUUCAAAAAUUGUCUGUGCAACUCUGAAACUACUGAAUUUGUCCUACAACCAGUUGUCAUGCAUUCCUGAAUGUCUUGCCAAUGUUGCAGAAAAACUGGAGCACCUUGUAUUAGAAGGUAACAAACUUUCAGGCAUAUUCUCACCUAUAUGUUUAAAAGAACUGAAGGUUUUAAACAUCAGCAAGAAUGCCGUAUCAUUCUUGGUUGAGAAUUUUCUGAAGGAAUGUUUGAAAUUGGAGACGCUGAAUGCUGGGAUGAAUUUGCUUGAUGCCAUUCCUGAUUUGUCAUCUAACAUAACUACAUUAAAAUUGUCGCAGAAUAAUUUUUCAGACAUUCCAGAAGCAAUUCUCCUUCUUCCACAUUUACGCUCAGUGGAUUUAAGUAACAAUAAGAUAGUAAGUUUACCUGGACCUUUGCACUGGAAAUCUUCUAAUUUAAGAGAGGUGCUACUGAACCACAAUCAAAUAAGUAUUUUAGACUUAAAUGAAAAACCUUUGUCAUGGUCUCGACUUGAGAAGCUACAUCUGUCUAACAACAAGUUAAAAGAGAUUCCCCCUCAGAUUGGGUUUCUUGAUAACCUGACGUCUUUUGAUGUCAGUCACAAUCCUGAGUUAAGAUGUUUCCCUGAUGAAAUGGGGAAGUUGUCCAAAAUAUGGGACCUGCCUUUGGAAGGGUUACAGCUAAAUUUGGAUUUCAAACAUGUUGGAUGGAAAGCAAGGGACAUUAUAAGGUUUCUUCAACAGCGCUUAAAAAAAGCUGUCCCUUAUAACCGGAUGAAGCUCAUGCUCGUUGGAAAUACUGGCAGUGGUAAAACGACACUGUUACAACAGCUGAUGAAAUGCAGGAGACCAGACCUGGGACUCCAGAAUGCUACAAUUGGAAUUGAUGUGAAUGACUGGAAAAUUCCAGUGAAGGGCAAAGUGAAAAAAGAUGUUGUAUUAAAUGUCUGGGACUUUGCAGGCCAGGAGGAAUUCUACAGUGCUCAUCCUCACUUUAUGACUCAGAGAGCUCUAUACCUUGCUGUUUAUGAUCUUAGCAAAGGAGAGGCUGAAGUGGAUGCUAUGAAGCCAUGGUUGUUUAAUAUCAAGGCCCGAGCAUCAUCAUCACCUGUGAUCCUCAUUGGUACUCAUUUAGACAUCUCUAAUGAGAAACAACGUAAAGCAUGUGUCAGUAAAAUUACAAAAGAACUAAUGAACCAGAGAGGGUUUCCAGCAAUCCAAGAUUAUCACUUUGUGAAUGCUACAGAAGAAUCCGAUGCUAUGGCCAAACUUCGAAAAACCAUCAUAAAAGAGAGUCUGAAUUUCAAAAUCAGAGACCAGCCUGUUGUUGGGCAGUUAAUUCCAGACAGCUAUUUGGAACUUGAGAAGAGAAUUUUAGAGGAACGCACACAUGUUCCAGUUGAAUUUCCCGUGAUUGAUCAGAAGCGAUUAUUUGAAUUGGUGCAAGAAAACAAGCUGCAGUUGGAUGAAAAUGAACUCCCUCAUGCUGUUCACUUUCUGAAUGAAUCAGGUGUUCUGCUGCAUUUUCAAGAUCCAGCGCUUCAGCUCAGAGACUUAUAUUUUGUUGACCCUAAGUGGCUUUGUAAAAUCAUGGCACAGAUCUUAACAGUGAAGGUUGAAGGCUUCCCUAAGUAUCCAAAAGGAAUCAUAAAGCGUUCUGAUGUAGAAAAAUUCCUGCUAAAGAAAAGCAAAUUUCCUAAGAUUUACAUGUCGCAGUACUUCAAGCUCCUGGAGAAGUUCCAGAUAGCGUUACCAUUAGGAGAAGAUCAGCUCCUUGUUCCAAGCAGCUUGUCAGAUCACCGUCCUGUAAUAGAAUUGCCCCACUGUGAAAACUCAGAAAUUAUCAUAAGGCUGUAUGAGAUGCCCUAUUUUCCUAUGGGAUUCUGGUCCAGGCUGAUCAACAGAUUGCUUGAAGUGUCUUCUUAUAUGCUUUCUGGAAGAGAAUGUGCUCUUCGUCCUAAUAGGAUGUAUUGGAGGCAAGGCAUAUACCUGAACUGGUCCCCAGAAGCCUAUUGCUUGGUGGAAUCUGCCGUUUUCGAAAACAAUCCAAACAGUUUCCUAAAAAUUACUGUGCCUUCUUGCAGGAAAGGUUGUAUCCUCUUGGGGCAAGUCGUUGAUCACAUUGAUUCUCUUAUGGAAGAAUGGUUCCCUGGCUUACUAGAGGUUGAUGUGUGUGGCGAAGGAGAAACCCUUUUGAAAAAAUGGGUUCUGUAUAGUUUUGAAGAUGGUGAAGAGCAUCAGAAAAUAUUACUUGAUGAUCUACUUAAAAAAGCAGAGGAGGGUGACCUCCUGGUUAAUCCAAAUCAACCCAAAUCUACCAUUCCAAUAGCUCAGAUUGCUCCAGACCUGAUCCUGGCUGACUUGCCUAGAAAUAUCAUGUUGAACAAUGAUGAAUUAGAAUUUGACCAAACUCCAGAAUUUCUUUUAGGUGAUGGUGGGUUUGGAUCUGUAUAUCGUGCUUCUUAUGGUGGAGAAGACGUGGCUGUAAAGAUUUUUAAUAAGCACACUUCUCUUCGUCUCUUAAGACAAGAACUGGCGGUGCUUUGCCAUCUUCAUCACCCUAGUUUGGUAUUCUUGCUGGCUGCAGCAGUGCGUCCCCGGAUGCUUGUCAUGGAAUUAGCCCCGAAGGGAUCUCUGGAUCGAUUAUUGCAACAAGACAAUGCAAGUUUGACAAGAACUCUCCAGCACAGGAUAGCCCUACAUGUUGCAGAUGGCUUAAGAUACCUUCAUUCAGCGAUGAUCAUCUACCGUGAUUUGAAACCCCAUAAUGUGCUGCUCUUUACACUGUAUCCUAAUUCAGCUGUCAUUGCAAAGAUUGCUGAUUAUGGUAUUGCCCAGUAUUGUUGCAGGAUGGGAAUAAAAACAUCUGAAGGCACACCAGGAUUUAGAGCACCAGAAGUUGCACGGGGGAAUGUUAUUUACAACCAGCAAGCUGAUAUUUAUUCAUUUGGCUUGCUCUUGUAUGACAUUUUAACAGCUGGUGGGAGGAUAUUGGAAGGCAUGAAAUUUCCGAAUGAAUUUGAUGAACUUGCUAUCCAUGGAAAACUGCCAGAUCCUGUCAAAGAGUAUAACUGCUCUCCCUGGCCAGAAGUUGAAGAUUUAAUUAAGAAAUGCUUGAAAGAAAAUCCUCAGGAAAGACCUACUUCUGCACAGGUUUAUGAGAUUCUGAACUCUGCAGAACUUGUGUGCCUAAUGAGAUACAUUUCACUACCUUGUGCUUCUGCAUCCGAAUGCAUGGUUGCUACCCAUCAAAGUUGCAAGAAGAUGGGCAUCUGGCUGGGUAGUGGGAACCAAGAAGGAGCACAACUUUCAUUUAUUGACUUGAAUGCUGAUGGACAUACUUGUCAGGACAUUGCAGACACUCGAAUAUUGUGUUUGGUCUUGGUUACUCUUGUUACAGAGAAGGAAAACUGGGUAGUAGCAGGAACACAGUCUGGUUCCCUGUGGGCCUUUCACACCCAAGAGGAAAAGCGCAGGCACCAACUUCAGAAGAUGUCCGACUCUGUGACAUGUCUUUAUUGCAACUCUUUGGCAAAGCAAAACAAGCAGAAGAAUUUCUUUUUAGUGGGUACUGCGGAUGGACAGCUAGCGGUUUUUGAAGACAGAGCAGUAAAGUGCAAAGGUGCUGCCCCCUUGAAGAUUUUACCCGUUGGAAACAUCAGUACCCCUUUUAUGUGUUUAACUGAAUCGAAUUAUUCUUCUGAAAAGAAUAUAAUUUGGGGAGGCUGUGGGACGAAGAUUGUAUCAUUGUCCAGUGAUCUGUGUGUCCAAAGGCUCAUUGAGACAAAGACAAGCCAACUAUUAUGCCACAAAGCGUACAGUGAUGCCAAUAUUAUUUCAAUAGCAGUCGAUAAAUCCAUCUACUUGGCAAAGAAGAACAGCUACUUUGUUGAAAUUUGGGAUAAAAAGACUGAGAAACUUUGUGAACUAAUUGACUGUGUUCAUUUUCUAAAAGAGGAGGUGCCAAAACUGAAUAAAGAAUCAAAGCAAAAACUUGCCUAUCCUGGAAGAGUGAAGAGCAUCUGCCUGCAAAAGAACACGGCCCUUUGGAUAGGAACAGGGGGAGGGCAUAUCCUUUUGCUAGACCUCUCCACACGCCGCCCCAUAAGAAUAAUAAAUGAUUUCUGCGAUUCUGUCCGAUUCAUGGCGACAGCUCAAUUAGGAUGUCUCAAAAAUGUUGUUCUGGUGUUGGGAUACUGCCGUAGAGGGGACGGUGAAGACAACAAAUAUGCCAAAGGAAUACAGUCAUGUGUGUCUGUAUGGGACAUCAACCUGCCACACGAAGUUCAAAACAUGAGAAAACAUAUUGAAAUAAGACGAGAAUUAGCAGAGAAAAUGAAGACUGUUUCUUUGGAUUAACAGACAUGGCAGCCCUUUAAUUCGCUGAACUGGACACUUAUUUCAGGGUCUUUGCAAAGGGAAAACUUCUGUUGAGUUUCUUGUCGAAAUAUUACUCUGGCUUGAAAUACAAAGAAGGAAAAUGGCAGAGAUUGCAAACUAGAAUUGUUGAAACUUAAAUUAUUUGAUGGAUAAUCUCAAAUAUAGCACUCCUGCUUUAUAGAAUCCCCUGUCCCUUUUUAUAUACUAUAUUUAUUUAUAUGUAUAUAAUUUAAUUAUAUUUUGUAUUCUUCUUCGCUUUUUAAAAGAUCUAGUACAUUAAUGCAGGCAUGCUGUAAAGCUGUAUAACUUUGAAUAUAGGUAGUCAAACAGGUAAUGCCUGUACAGUAUUAUUAGUCAUUUACAUGGCUGACUCUUUCUGUGAAUAUGGUAGUUUCAUUUUGCUACGUUUGCUUGUUUUUCAUCCACUUAAUAGUUAGAUACCCAUAAUAUGUAUUACAAUUUUUGUAAAUAUAUUUUUCAAGCACUUUAUAUUUUUGCAAAAGCAAUCUUGAUGGGAUUUUCUGUUACACACUACUGGCUAAUGUCAGUUGAAAUGCUUUUUGCCUUCGCCCACAUACAUGACCACCAAAUUUUAUGAUGUUUACAGGAUCAGAGGGGUAUGACAUCCACAUAGUAUAUACCUUUCCCAUAUGACAAACCAGAAUUCAAAGCUACUAACUGCCUUGAUGUUCAAACCAUAGCCUAAAGCAGUGGUUCUCAACCUGGGGUUCCCAGAUGUUUUUGGCCUACAACUCCCAGAAAUCCCAGCCAGUAUACCAGCUGUUAGGAUUUCUGGGAGUUGAAGGCCAAAAACAUCUGGGGACCUCAGGUUGAGAACCACUGGCCUAGAGGGUAAGAUGUUUUUCUAGGAUGUCUUGAAUCUUUAAAUAACCAAUUUCUCUUAAGAAAAUGAUGGAGAUCCUGAGAAGUAACCAUUGUGUUUUUUUGUGUGGUUGUAUGUUUGGAGUUCCUGAUUUUGAAGCUCUACUUUAACCUACUCUUCAUACACUGAUAUAACUGUUUUAUUUAUAUAGGAAUUGUAAAAUGGCAUGACUUUCAUGUAAUAAAAUUAUAUCUUUCGCACACAA
Messenger RNA from Anolis sagrei ordinatus, 8861 nucleotides. The record is from RefSeq and is a predicted model, not a curated record. NCBI's taxonomy places the organism in Eukaryota, Metazoa, Chordata, Lepidosauria, Squamata, Anolidae.